Molecule: messenger RNA, 1928 nt
Organism: Anolis carolinensis (green anole)
Lineage: Eukaryota; Metazoa; Chordata; Lepidosauria; Squamata; Anolidae
Gene: mfsd12
Product: major facilitator superfamily domain containing 12
Exons: 10
Coding region: 147-1643 (498 amino acids)
Biological process (GO): carbohydrate transport
Cellular component (GO): plasma membrane
Molecular function (GO): symporter activity
Source: RefSeq, a predicted model, not a curated record
CCCGGGCUCGGAGGGGGUCUUCCGGGGGUCGCAGCGACCCCUGCUUUGGACCCAUGGCCGGGCAGAGUCCGCCCUUUCCUGGGACGUUGGUCCGGUCCGGAUCCGAGCCGGCUUUCCCUUCCAAAGGGGGCUGCUUUCGGUGAAGCAUGGGCGACCUCCUCGGGGACCCCAGUGGCGGCCCCCUGCCCCUUCUCUCCCGGCUGGGCUUCGCCUGCGGGCACUUCCUGAACGACCUGUGCGCGGCGCUGUGGUUCACCUACCUGCUGGUCUACUUCCAUGGGGUGCUGGGCCUGAGCGGGGGCCACGCGGGGCUGCUCCUCCUGGCCGGGCAGGUGGCCGAUGGGCUCUGCACCCCCCUCGUGGGCUACGAGGCCGACCGGGCCGGAGGAGGAGGGUGCCCCCAAGCCUACGGGAGGAGGAAAGCCUGGCACCUGGCCGGGACGGUGUGUGUGCUGCUCUCCUUCCCGUUCAUCUUCAACCCGUGUGCCGGCUGCUCCGAGAAGACCCCCGAGUGGGCGGCCCUGGUCUACUACCUGCCCUUCGUGGUCGUCUUCCAGUUCGGCUGGGCCGCCACCCAGAUCGCCCACCUCUCGCUCAUCCCCGAACUCGCCUCCGACCAGCACGAGAAGGUCGAGCUCACCGCCUUCCGAUACGCCUUCACCGUCAUGGCGAACAUCACCGUCUACGGGGUGGCCUGGCUCCUCCUGCACUUCCAGGCCGGACACUCGGACCACGUCGAGGACCUCGGCCACCACGAUAUCCCUGUGUUCCGGAACCUCUCUCUGAUCGUGGUCGGCGUGGGCGCCAUCUUCUCCUUCCUCUUCCACGUCGGGACCAAAGAGAAAACCCACCCGAUCCAACCGCACCCGGAUCCGGAGGAAGAGACGCCGCUGUUGCCGCCGGAUCGGAGGCCGCCUCUCCGCCGGGUCCUGCUUUGGAAACACUGGCUCUUGGAGCCCGCUUUCUACCAGGUGGCGAUGCUGUACAUGGCCACCCGGCUCAUCGUGAACCUCUCGCAAACCUACAUCGCCAUGUACGUCACCAACUCGCUGCGGCUCCCAAAGAGAUUCAUCGCCACGAUCCCCUUGGUCAUGUACAUCAGCGGCUUCCUCUCCUCGUUCUUGAUGAAGACGGUGAACCGGCUCAUCGGCCGGAACCUCACCUACUUCCUGGGUCUGCUGGUCAUUUUGGCCUUUGCGUCCUGGUUGACCCUGGCCGACCGGAUCGGGGUGGAGAUCUACGGGGCGGCCGUCCUCCUCGGGGCCGGGUCGGCCACCAUCUUGGUGACCUCUCUCUCCAUGACGGCGGAUCUCAUUGGCUCCAACACGCACAGCGGGGCCUUCGUCUACGGGGCCAUGAGCUUCACGGACAAAGUGGCCAACGGGGUGGGAGUGAUGCUCAUCCAGAACAUGCAUCCUUGCCCGUUGCUCUCGUGCUGCCCCGGUUGCGUGAACUUCUAUCACUGGGUGAUGGUGGCCGUCACGGGGGGCAUCGCGGUCGUGGCAACGCUCUUCCUUUGCUGCAUCAUGAUCUGGCCGAUUCGCCUCCGGUUUCACGACGUCUCCGUGUUGGGGAUGAUGGAAACCAGAGUCCAAGAGGUCCAGACGUCGGAGGAAGCGGAGCCGUCUCUCGGGGUCAAUUAAGACCCUCGUCGUUCGGAACCAAACCCGGUUGAAAAGGGAACACAGCCCGGCACCAAAGAUUCGAGUAUUUAUUUCAUGGGUUCUCCCCGUCAGACUUUUGACCCCGAGCACACUUUGCACAAACUCGGUUUCAUAGAAAAAACUAUGUAACUAAUUUUUUGUCUUAACUCGUAACUAAUUUUUUUUUUGUUGGUCAUUUUUUUCUUGAGAUUGAAACGGGAUACAUUAAAAGGUGUGUGUGGUUUUUUUUUAAAAAAAAAAUGAAUAAAUCACCUCUCAAAGAAA